Molecule: messenger RNA, 1708 nt
Organism: Dendrobium catenatum
Lineage: Eukaryota; Viridiplantae; Streptophyta; Magnoliopsida; Asparagales; Orchidaceae
Product: fumarylacetoacetase
Exons: 14
Coding region: 218-1495 (425 amino acids)
Biological process (GO): homogentisate catabolic process; L-phenylalanine catabolic process; L-tyrosine catabolic process
Molecular function (GO): fumarylacetoacetase activity
Source: RefSeq, a predicted model, not a curated record
UUGUUUGUCAUGGUUCGUGGCCUGACCUCAAAUCGACGGAAGAUCGUCCAUUUGCAUAAGGAUUUUGUGCGGCGUGUCGCGUAAAAUGUUUCUGAUUCUGUAGCUCUGCCGGACCUCACUCUGGUCAAACAAGAGGAAGACGAAGGCGGCAGCAACUCAUACUCCAUAGCCGCACAGAGAGAGAGAGAGAGAGAGAGAGAGAGAGAGAGAGAGAGAGAUGGGUCUUAAGUCGUUCGUGGAGGUCUCGGCUGAUUCCCACUUCCCUCUGGAGAACUUACCUUACGGUGUCUUCCGAUCGAAAGCGGCGGGUGGCAGCAAUCCUUCACCGGGAGUGGCUAUCGGUGACUUUGUUCUCAAUCUAACCGUCAUUGCCUCCGCGGGUCUCUUCGACGGGCCCUUGCUCAAGAACUCUCAAUGCUUCAACCAGCCUUCUCUUAAUGUAUUCCUGGAGAUGGGACGGCCUGCUUGGAAGGAGGCACGUGCAACCAUCCAGAGGAUCUUGUCUGAUAAUGAGCCAAUCUUACGUGACAAUAUAAGUUUGAGGAACAAGUCCCUGCUACCAAUGAAUGAGGUGGAGAUGCUUCUACCAGUUGUAAUUGGAGACUAUACAGAUUUUUUCUGCUCCAUGUAUCAUACUAAAAACUGUGGAACCAUAUUUCGAGGGCCGGAGAACCCUAUUAUGCCUAACUGGUUUCACCUUCCUGUUGCUUAUCAUGGGCGGGCUUCGUCUGUGGUUAUUUCUGGGACAAAUAUUACUCGUCCAAGAGGUCAAGGUCAUCCAACAGGCAGUUCACUCCCUUACUUUGGGCCCACAAAGAAACUGGAUUUUGAACUUGAAAUGGCCGCUAUUGUUGGUCCAGGCAAUCAGUUAGGCAAAAAUAUUAAUGUUAACGAGGCAUAUGAUCACAUUUUUGGACUCGUGCUUAUGAAUGACUGGAGUGCCAGGGAUAUCCAAGCAUGGGAAUAUGUCCCCCUCGGGCCUUUUCUCGGAAAGAGCUUUGGUACAACAAUUUCUCCUUGGAUUGUGACCCUUGAGGCUCUAGAACCUUUUGCUUGUGAUCCCCCAAAGCAGGAUCCUCAUCCGUUGCCAUAUUUAGCUGAAAAGAAGCAUAUAAAUUAUGACAUUCCUUUGGAGGUCUGGAUCAAACCUGCAGGGCAAGAACAAGCAACAGUAAUUACAAGGAGUAACUUCAAACAUCUGUACUGGACAAUCACGCAACAACUAGCGCACCACACCAUAAAUGGCUGUAAUUUAAGAUCUGGUGAUCUUCUUGGCACUGGAACAAUAAGCGGACCUGACCGAGAUUCUCUUGGCUGCUUGCUAGAGCUAACCUGGAAUGGACAAAACCAGCUUAGCUUAAACGGCUCAGCUCGGAGUUUCUUGGAAGAUGGGGAUGAAAUCAUUAUUACCGGGCGCUGUGAGGGGAAAGACUAUAAAAUAGGCUUCGGCAAAUGCACUGGUAAAAUACUCCCAGCAAUCCCUGAAGAUCAAUGAUACCAAAACCUUCUCAGUCUUCAUCUGUUCCUUCUCAAUGCAGUGAGGUUCUUAACCCCACCAUCACAUGCUUUUAAUGAAUAAUAUACAUUAUCGUUAGUACUUUUCUUCUGCAACUCAAAAAAAAAUAUUUGUUCACAAAAAUAUGAGCAUGGCAUGAUGGAAACGGCUUAUUAAUAAAAUAACACAUUUUAGCAAAAUAUUUGAACUCAA